Messenger RNA from Paramecium pentaurelia, 3428 nucleotides. The record is from the annotation of a GenBank genome assembly. NCBI's taxonomy places the organism in Eukaryota, Ciliophora, Oligohymenophorea, Peniculida, Parameciidae.
AUGCAGACAGAUGAACCAUUUGUGACUAAUUUUUAUAUCGAAUAAUAAAUAAAAAUAUUAAAACCACAUCCUAUAGCUAUUAAAUUAAGUGUCGAUAUUUUAUAAAAUUACUAUUAAUUGUAAGCAGUAACAUAUAACAUUAUCAAAUAUAAUAGAGAGAAUCAAUUAGAACAUUACAAUCAUAAUUGUUAAAAAUUUAUAAGUUUUUCUAAUAAGAUCAAUUUGAAGGAUAAUAGGAGAUCAAUGAUAAAAUAAAUAAUUUACUUGACAAAAUUAAAAAAAUUGAUGAUAACUCUAUUAAAAAAAUACCAUUUCGACGUUCAGUCAAUAGAAAAUCAUUAGCAAAGUAUUUUAGUUGUUUUUCAAAUUUAAAUAGAUCUUUUAAAAUGUUAUCUUUUAAAUUAAGAAUAAGUUUUGAUGCAAUCAUUAUAAUUUGGAUUAACAAAUAAAGUAUUCCUAAUCAACUGAAAUGGUCUUGUCAAUGUAUUAAGAAUAUACAAAAGUACAUCUCCUUUUAGUAAAAAAAGUUAAUUGAAUCAAGAUCAAGAAAGAGUAGCAAAAAACCAAUUAAAAAUGUUUAUAUGCAGAAUUUGUGAAUAAUAAAUGUAGGCCAUAGAUAUGAAUCAACAUUGUAUUCAAUGUGAAAAAUAUGCUGAAAGUAAAAAAAGAUUAAUAGAGUUGAAUCUAGAAUUAGCAAAUUUAUGUGAUUAAGCAUAUUAAGAAAAAAGAAAUGUUUAAAUUAAAUUAGCAAUCAAAAAGUAUCAAUAUUAAUUGAUAUUUAGAAUGAAAGAUAAAAAUAAAUAAAAGCAAUAAACAAAUGAUUAAAUUUACUUUAGAAGAACAUAAACCUAUGAUGAUUAAGAUGAUGAAGAUGUUAGUGAAUAUUAAUAAGAAUAAAAUUAAAUUGCAAAUAUAAUGACAUAAAUUAUCAAUUUUGCUGAAAAAACACUAAAUAAUGAAGUAGAAAUUGAAGAUACUAAAUGUAAUAAUUAUUUAUAAUUAGUAACUCUUAUAUUAUUAAAUGAUUUAGUAAGUUCUACUGAAUAUAUUGAAAACUAAGAGGCUUUAAAUGUAAUUAAUUCCACACAUAAAUGUUUAUUGGAGAGACUUGAAUAUCAUAAAAAGCAAGAAGUAUAUAAAAAUAAUGUUAAAAAUUAAUCAUAAUAAGAUUAAUCUGAAGAUAAUAUUAAUAAAAUAAGAAGAGCUUUUACUAAAUCAAAUUCUAUUUCAUUUAGACUCCCAAAAUUCUAAAAUACUCCAUCCUCUUCUUUAUAAAGAAUAUCAACAGAUCCUAUUCAAGAAGAAGAAGAUUCACCAACACAACUUUAAAUGAAAUCAUCAUAAAAAAUUAUAUCUUAAAGAAGAGGAUUUAGAAUGAAUUCUUCAAUUUUUAAGGUAAGUGAUGGUUCUGAAUCCCCUAAAUCUUUAAAGAAUAUAUAAACAUCAAUAAAUUAAUCUAAAUCAAAUAGUUUAAAUAAUAAUGAAAGUAACUAAUCUAUAAAUUCAAAUUUUACAGAUAUUAAGGUUGAUUAAUUUUAGAAAUAUUCAAAUAAUGAAUAAUAAAAUGAAUAAGAUUAAUAAUCUAUUGCUGAAGUAAAACUUUCAUCAUUCAAAGCACAACUUUAACCAUUAACAGUUGAAAAAAGAUAACCAUCAUUAUAAGAAAUUAGUCCUGUUAUGGAACCAUUAAAUCUAUCAAUAAAAGAAGGAGAAAAUUCAUCAAAUAUAUCAAGUUUUGACUCUGGAUAAUCUAAUUCGGCAAUUAAUAAUGAUUUAAAUUUAUUAGCUUUACAAAAAAGAACUUGUAAAUAAAAAUAAAGAAAAAAAUAAAAUUUUUAAUCUUAAGAUAUUGAAAAAAUGUAAUAGUGUCAUUAUAAGACUUAACAUAGAAAAAGUAGAUUUUAUGAGAAUUAGAUUUGUAAAUCUCCAAUAGUUUUGCAUGAUUAUGGAAUGGAUGAAAUUUAAAUUGAUAAGGGAUAUCAUUCAGAUUCAAAUUUAAUUAAAACUACAAGUUAUUAAUAAAAUUAAGUAUCAUAAGUUGGAAUUAAAGAUUUUGAAUUUAUUAAACCAUUAGGAAAAGGUGCUUAUGGAUGGGUAUUUCUAGUUAAGAAGAAAGGAUCUGGAGAUUUAUAUGCAUUAAAGAUAAUUGAUUGUGCUUAAAGAGUAAUAUUUUUUAAAUGAUUUAGAACUUAGAAGCAUUUCUUGAAUAACUUAAGGCAGAAAGAAAUAUAUUUGAAAUUUUAAAUAGUAAUUUUGUAGUCAAAGCAUACUUCUCUUUUGUGCAUGAACAAUAUUUAUGUUUUGUUUAAGAAUAUAUGGUUGGUGGAGAUCUUGCAAGUAUUUUAAAAACAUAUACAGUAUUAUUUUUUAUAUAUGUUUAGGCUUUAGAUGAAUUUUAUGUUCGUCAUUAUAUGGCAGAGAUUGUCUUAGCUUUAGAUUAUUUAAGAUAAUAAAAUAUUGUUCAUAGAGAUUUAAAACCAGAGAAUAUUCUAUUAGAUUGUCAAGGACAUGCAAAACUUGCUGAUUUUGGUUUAUCUGAAUAAGGAGUCAAUAGUAGAUUAAAAUUAAAGGAUAGUAUGAAUUCAUAAAAUACUAUUGAAAUACCAACAUGUGUUGAAAAAAUGAUUGAUGAAUAAGGUUAUCAAACAGUAUAUAAAUAAUUGAAGAAAGUAGAAUCAAUAUUAGUGGAUAAACCUGGUAGUAAAACAAAAAAGUAUAUUGUUUAUAAAAUUUAGAAUUGUAGGCACUCCUGAUUAUAUUGCUCCUGAAAUAAUAUUGGGUACAUCUGCUAGUAAUUUCAGUUGUGAUUAUUGGAGUUUAGGAAUUAUUAUGUAUGAAUUAUUGUGUGGAAUUGCUCCUUUUAAUGAUGAUACAGUAGAUAAAAUAUUUGAUAAUAUUGUUAAUAUGAGAAUAGAAUGGCCAUAAAUUGGAGAUGCAGAAGAUUGUAUAUCUGAAUAGGCUUAAGAUCUAAUGAUUUAAUUACUAGAACCUGAUUUUAAAAAUCGUUUAGGACAUAAAUCUAUUGAAGAGAUUAAAAAUCAUCAAUUUUUUAAAGGUAUUUUAUAUGUAUAAACCAAAGGAAUUUCCUGGAAUACAUUGUUAAGUAAACCAGGUUUGAUUGUUCCUGAAUUGAAUUUUGAAUUAAAAGAUACAGAAAAAAUGUUAUAAUUCUUAAAAAAAUUAGAAAAAACAAAUAAAGAUAAUGAGAAUAAGAAAUUAACAUAAUAAUUAAAGGCACAAUUACAAAGUUUAGAAAGAAUUGAUCUACUUAAAUAGAGAAGUAUUUAGGAAUCAGAGAAAUACUUGUAUUUUUAUUUUUAUUAAUUAGAUAACAAGUGAAAAAUGAAGAAACUAAAUUAAAUAAAUAGAUUGAUUCUCUAACAUAAUUUUUUGCUAAGAUUUACUAAACUUAUUCGUAGAUGUAGUGA